GCAUUAUAGGCUACUUUUGCCUCGAGGAGAGCGUGUUGCCGCUGUGUCACGUGCUGGGUUCCUGGCUACUAUUUUUGCCCUCGGUCACGCCGACUCAGUCGUUGUGGCGCCGCAUGAGUCUCAAUUCAUAUAUUUGUUUCGGAUGCAAACGACUUGUACAACAUACGACAAAGACAUUUUGGGGCGACCCAAACUCGAGCGCCGCAACGGUAGCAGCAUUAAAUUGGCGGCAUAUUUACAGCAUCAAUACAAUUGCGAUAUUCAUUCUUCAUUACGACCAUUUACAGCAGGGAAGGAAAGUUCAGUACGCUCGACGUUCGGGAUUGAAUCAAGAGAUCGGAAUGACUUCACCACCUCGAUCAACAUACUUUGAAUCUAGGAGGACAUGCAAGCGAGGGGUCUACAAGCUGUGGGUAUGUCGUACAGAUCACAGACGUAUGACACCCAGCAGGGUCUUCCUAGACCCAGAGAUGCCACUGUGCCACGAGGGGCCACAUUACAGACCUCAAGGCAGCCCGGUUAUCAGGCGAGACCGACCCCUACUCGGACGGCCACAGAUUCGACUUUGCGAUCAAACUUCGUGAUGAUGGAUCAGACGCAAAGUGGCAGCGUUUUCUCUCGCCCGAGACUGACAGCAAUCCCUCGGUCGACAACCACGCCUCUAACGCGCAAGGUCACUGCUCCGAUUUCGAGUGUCUCUUCUAAUACAACAACGAAGAAGUUGGCAUCGGAUUGGAGUUCAUCGUCGCAAGAAGUCCCGCUUCUGAUGGAUCCUCCUCAAGUCCAGACUAGAGGGCUUCAUCGACUGCCUUCCGUACGUAAUGCACGGCCCUGGCAAUCUUCCAGCAGCGCCAUGACUUCUUUGGACGGUGAAAGUGAUGCCAUCUUCGGCAUAGUCAUGCCACCCAGCACUUCUGCCAGUCGACCAGCCGACCUCCCUCCUCGCCUUAUACCUGAGCUGCAGGCGCUUGCUGCUGCCUCUACCAGGCUUCCAGAAGCGAUAAAUAAGUCAGGCAGCUCGAUAAGCAGCCCUUCGACCUGGCCUUCUAACUCCACGAGCCCAUGGAGUGUAUCCACAACAACGACUCCCAUGUCAUGGUCAUCCGCUUCACCUAGUAUCGUGCAACAGACGCCUAUAAAGACGCUUGGGAAGAGAUCUCACGCCAUACCUGUGCGAAUGACCACACGGGAAGAGACACCAGAUGUACCGAUUGUCCCAGUGUCAUAUUCACUGCCCGCCGCCACCAUUGGAACCCCUAUUCCGAAGAGGCCUCCCGGCCAAAGAAGGACGCCGUUGGACACAGAGGCACCUACGCCUCCUUCACGUACCUCAUCUGCGAAACGGUCACUGAGCCGAAGCAGCAGUCGAAGUCACAGGCCCCAUCAGCCAACACCACCGUCGUCGGAAAUGGAGAGAAGUCCACUCACCAGGCGCACACGGAGACACGUAGAAAAUGUUGGCGACUCAAUUGGGCGGAAUCAUCUUGCACAUGCCCAUGGUCAGCUCCAACAGUCACUGGAGCAGUCGUCGUCAAAUCAGGCCUCGUCAGAGACUUCGUACUCUUUCGGCGAUGGUGAACGGUCGGUGCUCGCAGCGGCGCCUCAAGCUUUCGCAACAUCCAGCAGUGAUAUCCUCUCCAUGCCCUUUGACGAUACGAAAAGGAAGGGAGACCGCCGUCGCCUCGACAGCCGUGAUGACACCGCUGGAUCUUCAGUACCGGCCGUUCAGAGCUCACCCGGUCGUGUUGGGAAAUUUUCACGCCUCGCCAUUUUUGGCCGGAGAACAAAGUCUCCAGCAAAAGAUGUGGAAAGAAGUCCACGCAAACUUCAGCGCCGAGGCCCGGUCGCCGGUACCGGUCACGAGGGAUAUGGUAGAUACGGCAGGCGAGGACGGAAAUCCUCAGAAGAGAAUACUUCGGCGAACAGUAGCGAAAGCGAACGGUCUGUCAGCAGCACGAGAAGAACGCCAUUCUUCUCCACUAAAGGUGUCGUCCGUAGCAGCAGCCGCCAGAAACGUGGCAGUCAGUCGGAUCUUGACGAAUUCGCCGCUACUCGGAUGAGGCCCGUCCCAAUUGUGGGCGGCUCAGGGACCCAUAUGAGGAUUGGUUCUGGUGUUGGAAGCGAUGUUUCGAGCCGCACGAUUUCACCCCCAACCUCAGGCAUGAACGAGCUGGUCACACCUGAGCAGUCUCAGCAUUCUUUCAAUCGAUACGUUGUGGACCAUAGUCACACAUCGAGAGAAGACAUCUUGAAUCCAGGGAGAAGACCGACCUUGGCCGUUCGUCGGUCUCAACGCUUUGAGACAGGGACAGAAGCCUUCAGUAUGCCGACCCCCAUCCGAACAGAGCAAUUGUCAUCGCCUGUCUAUGUCACGAGUCAGAGCGAGGGCGGCAUUUCUGCCUUGGCGAUAUCUACGUCUACUCCCAGCACUACACCAGACUUCAGUCGUGGGGAUGAUGUCUACACUAGUAUAAAAGACAAAAAGUCACGCAAGCUGCGCUGGAACAUCUUCCGGAAGAAAGAAGCGGAAGUGAAGCCCGAGAGAACAGCCAUGCCUUCUUCUGCGUCACCCGAGGGGAUGGCGGUUGCCAUUUCUGCAAUUCCAUCAGCACGGCUAGCACCUUAUUAUGCUAUCAUUGAAUCUGAGAAUGAAGUCAAUACCAGUGGACGUCCCGGAGAUCUCUUGAUGGAAGUCGUCGAAUACCCCCAGACCAGCCCCCUCGUUAGGCCUUAUGAGACAGAGACUGCGGAUAUCGAAGAGAAGCAAGAAAGCUACUACGACGAAGUGUUCCUGCCUGCUGCUCCAUCUUCGCCACCUCACUUCUUUGUAAGAGCACCCAUAACGGUGCCAUUACACAGUCCUAACAGAGAGGCCUCCUUUCCGACCGAUCAAACGAGACAGAAAGCCCCGCGACUCGCUCGCAUAGGAAGGAUACCGCCCGUCGUAUCAAGGACAGAAAGAGAGCAUCAUCCCAGCCCUUCCUCAUUUUCACAGCCUUUUCCAAAAGUCCUUGUCCGGGAGACUACCAACGAGCCUUACGAAAUACCAGGCCUGGUACCAGUGGUCCAGAAUGAAGCCCGAAAAGGCUUCGUCCCGAGCCUAGACGGUGGCAAACCGCGAACCACCCCAGCUCCUGAGGCACCCGAGUUCUUGCGCUUCCCUUCGAGGCAGACCUCCGAAAGGUCCGCUUCCAGCAGCUCUGACGGCUUUCUGAGUAUCCUGAAACCUCCAUUGGCUUUGGGCAUUGUCGGUGGCAACCAUCCGGUGAGAGGCGUUCGACAGCCAGAUGCAUACGUGCCGCAAAGUCCCAUCCUCGAUGAGGUCUGGAAUGAGUAUGACGAUUUCAUUGAUCACGUCAUGUCACCCUCCGAGGCGAAAAGAAGUGCCAAAGGCGACACAGAGACAAUGACGGUGGACCAUUCCACUCAUCAAGGCCAAGUGAGGCUAUGGGAUAGGGAAGCGCUACGAUCACGGCUCGAAACCCCAGACAGAGGCCCAAGAAGACUCGCUGCAUCUUAUAUAAGACGACCCAUUGUAAAGGACCAAGGCAUGUUGCCCUCGACAGGAUCUUCCGUGGCACUUUCGCCUCCUCCAGGGUCUACCCACGAUGCAGAGCAAGACACUAGGCUAAGCCUGCCGGGAAUCUUUCCGGCUCUGCACUCCUCGACCGAACCUACAUCACCAUUUUCUUUCCGCGAUUUCCUAACCGAAUAUGAAAAUCAUCCAAGGAGCAGUCAACGUAUAUCUGGGCACAGAAGUACUUCGUCAGGUGGACGCUCAUUGGACCGCGUACAAAAAGCUGCACCAGAGAUGCAGACCGAGUCCCGUCAUCAAGAGAAUGUUGCUCUUCUCGAUGUUGUUGAGCGAGGCAAAGACCCAGUGGGGCAAUCUGAAUUACAUUACGCUUCUUUGAUGGUAGCCAAAUGGCUCUCGUUUGGCCGGGUACUCUUCUCUCCUGCCCAUGAUGAGGUUCAGAGGAUACCUGACCGACAUGUGCUGGUCAUCGACGGACUAGGCAACGAGGAUUGGUCUAUCUAUUGCGCCGUUGAAUACGAAGCACAGAGAGUAUUUGUGCAUGAUCUGAAAGAGAAGAUCAGCACCAAAAGAUCACUUCCAUCGCAGACAUCGCAGCACGCACCCAACAACCAUCGUCGAGCCGAAAUCUCUAGCUUUCAUGAGCGUUUUCCGUUCCAAUCUGCCUAUUUCUGUGCGGUUGUCGUUCGAUUUCCGCCAGCGAUGGCGGAGGCGAAAUUGAAGAAUCUCAUGGCAGAAUGCAGGAGGGUCUUGCAGCCUGGCGGCUAUAUUGAGCUCAUGCUCCUCGACCUGGACAUUGUCAACAUGGGCGUCCAAACUCGAAGAGCUGUUCGCGAGCUCAAAUUCAAGAUGACGACUGCGGACAAACACAUCAGCCUUAGGCCCAUCAUUGACAACGUUCAGAACGUCCUUGGGGCUCGAGGGUUUUCCAAUAUCAGUCGAUGCGUGGUGGGCGUACCGGUAGCCGGGCCCCCGUCUAAGCCGGGUGAUUCACCUUCGUCGUCACGUUCCAGCGGCGGAUCCGAUCCAUUUGCAGGACCUGGGUCAGGAGAUCAGCGACACGCAACGGCCUCUCCACGAAUGUCAUUCGGUCAGGGCCGCAGAGGAGCGAAUUUAUCUCUGAACGACCUCAUUGCCGACCAUUCAGACAAUGCUGACGCAAAGAUCGGAAAGAUCGUCUCUCGGAGUGCCAGGACGUGGUGGCAGCACUGCUUCGAGGCCAGUGUGAUAUCCAAUGGAAACCUGUCAACAAGCGUCUUUGCGAGCAAGAACGUUUUGGGCGAAUGCAGAAGCCGCGGUUCGAGUUUCAAAAUGCUUAUAGCGUAUGCCCAGCGCCCUGUUUUCGAAACGAGACGACGUACCAUGAGCGAGUCUGCUGUUUCUGCAAUGGCGACAGCAGGAGCACACAAGCAGAAACAGAUAACGGCGAGUGGAUCUAAUACAGCAUGAGGGCUUCCUGUUGAA
Molecule: messenger RNA, 4999 nt
Organism: Exophiala viscosa
Lineage: Eukaryota; Fungi; Ascomycota; Eurotiomycetes; Chaetothyriales; Herpotrichiellaceae
Exons: 2
Coding region: 386-4984 (1532 amino acids)
Source: RefSeq, a predicted model, not a curated record